GAGCUCAUUAUUUCGUCAACAAUAGACCCUAGAGUUCUACAUCCAACUCACUGAAAAGAAAUAACAAAACAUUUUUCUUGUAUGACCUAUGAAAAAGCAUAGGGCCGUCGUCUGAAGAACGAUAUAAUCAAGAUCAAACUGAGUAAGGAGGAAGUCAUGGAUCCUCUACUUCUUGGCAUUAUCGCACUUGUCAUAGCUUUGAUAUUGACCAUCGCGUUGCUGGUUGUGCACACAGGCAUCUUCCGGCAGGUUGAUGUAAACACUGGCCGACCUCCCAUUGCCAAUGUACGUGUAGCAUACAAGUUUGCGAGGGGACCAUACAGCGAAUGUGGACCAAUGUUCUCAGAGGUUGCCAGUCUAGCUCCAGAUCUGCGCUGCAUUGGUGUGUACUUUGAUGAUCCACAGAAGGUGGAAUCCUACAACCAGCGUUAUAUAGUCGGCACCAUUCUCAGCGAGGGGACCAGUGAAGUAGACAAAGAAGUAGAAGCUCGACUUGUAGAGCACGAGUUCAAGCUAACUAACUUCCCAGCUGUAGACCAUGCAGUCAUUUGCUCGUUUCCAUUUAUUUGGACCCUGUCUAGUUAUAUUGCAACUGCCAAAGUAUGGCCCCAAUUAGGAGAAUACAUAGAGGAACGUAAGCUAUGUGCUCAUCCAGCUAUCGAAGUCUACACGGGAGAUGAGAUCCAAUACAUGCUACCUUUGUCCAAGCAAGAGGAUUUUUACGUAGAAGAAGCGAAAAAGGCCAAGGAGGAGAUUGCUAAGAGCUUGCAAGAAAGUGAUGGAAAAGAAAAUGAAUCUGCCCUACCGGAUGAUAGUACCAUGACAUCAUCAGAUGGAAGUGAUGCAAGCAGUGGAAGCGAAAGUUCCUUUGAAGAAUUAUCCCUAAAAGAAGGUGAAAUGGAAGAAGAACCAAACGCUUCUGCAAACGAAAUUUAAUUUUGCUGAUACAUACAGUAUAUUGAUAUAAAACUGGUACAAAACUGAUGAUAAAUGUCACUGUUGAUUUUAUGAAGUUAUUGAAGUGUAAUAAUUCAUUAAAAGAUACUUAAUUUACAACUUACACUUUGUUUCAAGUGGCGUUUUGUAAAGUAUCACUGUCAUUAUAGAAGGUGAAGAUUUGUAACACUCGAAGGAUGUGCUCGUAGACGGCAUUUAUAGAAAUAUUUGUAAUAUACAUGUAAGCCAUGGUGCAGUGAGCAGUACAUGUAAACCAGUUGGUGAUUAUUGUAAAGUUGCUAUAAUGUAGUUAAAUGUGUAUUUUCUUAUAAACAUAUAUACAUGUUUAUUGUUUAUGCAAAUGAAAUUAAAAUUGAUAUCAUGAGAGAUUGGCAUCUGACAUUUUUUAGAGAUUAAUUUCAUCACAGCAGCAUCUCUCCUGCAAUUUACAAUGGAUGUUAUUUUGUGAAUAAUGUGAUUGUAAUACCGUAUGUUUGUCAUACAUGUACAGUAUAUUGGUUUGGCAAGUGCAUUGUAUUGUUAUCCAGUAUCAAAACAAAAAACCUGACCUACCCGGUCAAGUAUAUUGUAUGCAAUUAUAUGAUAUUAACAUGGGAUGAAUAUGGAUUCAACCAUAAAUUUGUGAUAUUGGUUUGAGCAUUUGAAAAGAUAUGAAGCAGCUUAAGUGUUUAUAGAAUUUCUGCUAUCAACAUUAAAAAUUUGUAAUUAUGAUACAUUUUGUCCAGGGAUUUGUAUCGUAUGUAUUGUAUCACAUUUGCUUGAGUUGCUUGAAAUGUGAAUUUGUGUCUGAUCUAGUUAACUGACAUGUCUAAUCUUUCAAAUAUUGAUUUGACUUUGACACUCUUACAUUCAAUGUUUUGUAACCUGUUUGGUUUAAGUUUCUGCUCAAUACAUGAUCUAGUUGGUUUUGAAAUCUACCUCUACAUAUAUAUAUUUUUUUUCUUCAUGGGGGGGGGGGGGGGCAUCUUUUGAGUUUUUGAUAAGACAUGAUAACUUGUGUAACAUUAUAACUUUGUCUUCAAGUACCUUAACAGUACAUGUAUAAUUUCAGAAGCCUUUAACUUGGUUGGAAUUGCUUUAGUUUUUAAGCGCAAAUUCAGAGAUACAAGUCGGUCACUAUUUGUGAAAAUUAAAAAAUGUUGUAAUUAAACAAGAUGUCAAAGAAGCAAACCAGUGAUGUAGGUGUUUCUCAUACAUGUGUUAAGCAUGUAUUUUAGGUCUAUAUUUUAGGUACAUAUGGUGAGCAUAAAUUUUAAUUUGAAGUUUCAGAAGGCUGAACUGUUUUUAAUAGAGCAUGCAAACUUCUUUGAUGACACUUUCUUUCCAAAUGAGAAAUAUUAGAAAAAUAAAUCAUUGUAAUUUCUAUGUUUGCAGAUUGAAUGAUUUGAGGUCUUCUGUAUUAUUUGUGCUAAAAUGCAAAAUUCAUUAUAUUUGAUUAAAACUAUGGCAUAUACCUUAUUUUUUAAGUAUCUUUAGUUUCUACAUGCAGUUGUGCCAUUUUCUACUGGAAGUAUGCCACACGUUUUUGGUUAUCAAAUGAUAUCAACCUUGCCCACAAGCACCAAAGUUAAAGUAGCAUGAUUCCCUCUUCCAAUUGAUAUUUUACAGGUAGAUUAAAUGUGCUUCCAAAUUCUUGCUUUAGCAAAAUGUCCUGACUUCCUGUGUAUUUCUAAAAGAAUUUUUCACCAUAAAAGCUGUCAUCUAAAUCGACAGUGAUAGGUGGGACAAGUCUUUGAAUAGUGUGUAUUUGGUGUCAGUUAACUGCUAUAUUAUUAUUUCUUUCUUAUUUUUUUCUAAUUUUUUGGGUCAUAUGUAGUGCAAGUCAAUAUUGUUGAAUGUUAAGCUUGAAAUGUAAUGAAUUUACACUUGGGCAUUGUUUUAUUAAAGCCACUGGCUAAGGGAAUACAAGGUGCGAAGAUGAGGAUAGUGCAAUGAUUACAGCAGUGGUCAAGUUUCCAGAGAGGGUUCAAGUCCAAAUCAUAGCAUUUGUGCUACUGGAUGAGGCAUUACUCUUCAAUUAUAUACAUUGCUGUCCCUCAGAUAGGACCUAAAACUGAAGGUCCCACUUUUUCUUUUAUGUACAUGUGAGCAAUUAUAAAGCAUACAUUAAAUUAGCAUCAUAUGUAAAAUCAGCAAGAAGCCUUAUCUUGCAAGGUAUGCAUUUUCAUAUUCUGAUGUGAAUGCAUUUAUUAUUCAUAUAUUACUGUGGUUGUAUGAUGUAUGCUCCUGUGUCAACUUCAACCCUGGACCUGACAAUAUAUGUACCUCCCCCUAACCUUUAGUUGAACCUAGCCUUAAACCAAAUUGUAAUCCUUAGCCUAACCUUAUACAUGUCCUUCUGACCAAAUGAAGUCCAGAGAAAUUGUCGCCGGAGCAAGUGUCAGAUCACUGCUAUUGAACAUAUAGUAUAUGUAUAGUAUCAGUUUUUUUAUAUAAUUCCAAGGCCUUUAAGUACAAUAUCAGCACACUGCAUAGUGAAUUUUGAAAGAGCAGCUAAGAUGAGGUCAAAUAGUUAGAUGACAUACUACUCCCCAUUUAUUUUGGGUUCUUUUAUAGUGUCAAUUUAAAAAAAAAAUGCUAAUGUCUAUAAGUACGAUCUCAGCACACUGCAUAAUGGAGUAAGAAAGAGCAGCUAAGAUGAGGUCAAAUAGUUAGAUGACAUACUAUUCCAUUUAUUUUGCCUUCUUUCAUUUUCAGAUAAUAUAUUGAGUAUAAAUCUACUAAUGAAAUAAUACAGUACUUUGAUUUUUGUAAAGAUUUAUAAACCGCGGUACAAUUAAAUUGAUACAUUUCUAUACAUGAUUAACAGUACGUUCAUACAUGGGGUAUGCAAUUCUGUUACAGUAAAAAGAAAAAGUGUUUGAUAGUGUUGAGUGGCUGCUUUGAUUUAAUGAGUUUUAAUAUCUAUAUCUUGCAGUUAUUUUAAUUUUUCUGAAAUUCAAAUAUUUAAUUGUGUAUUAAAGAGAGGAACAGGCAUUCUAUUGGUUGUUUACCCCAUGUAAAUCUGAAAACUGUAAAUAUCUAAUUUGUGUCUGGAAGUGAACGAGAAGGGUGCAAUAAAAUGCAUGCAGAAUUGCAAAUACAUGUGUGAUACCAUGAAAAGUCACCUCUGAGAUCAGUGCAUGGAAAAGAAAAAUGUCCUUCAUCUCCAAAUUUCAAAACUGUUGUAAAUUGUGAGAUUCUGAUUACAGGUAGUAACAAAAUAACAUGAUAAAGGCCAGUUAAAGGUAUACAGAUUUCUUCAAAGAUUUGAGUACACAUGAUGACAGUAAUGAGCCCUAUUAGAUCACAUGAAAUGUCAAGAAAAUUGAUAAUUUCAGAGUUCACUACUUAUCUCAUCCUUUGCAUGACAAAAAAGAAAUGAAUCCUUGGACUUUAUAUAUUUUAUACUUUACCUUAAAUAUUCAUCAUUGUGUUCUGUUUUCACUAUCAGACAUAUUGAUGAGGAAACAAAAAUUGAUUAAAGUAAAAGAUUGUAUUUACAUGUAUGCUAUUCCAUAUCAAGCCCCAAAAAUGUCAUCUUAUAAAUAGACAAAUUUUGAGUAGCAAAUUAGUGUUUGCUUACUCUGCACUAUUAAUGAAUACUUAAGUGUACCUGUGUACCAACAAUUUUCUUCCCAUUCGACCAACGUAAUGGGAAAUCAAAUUUUAAGCAAGUGGCAUUAUUUAAGGACCAAAUACGACAACGUCCGAAAAGUUUUAGUUGCCUUUACUUAUGACGUACAAUUCAGGUUAAAUUGAUAUUCGUACAUUCAUUUAUGUACCCCCAAUACAUUAACAUGUUACUCCUGUUUUUUGUGAUGUAGAUUUGGUGGAGGUAAGUUGGUAGUUACAAUUAAAGAGUCUAUAUGUGAAGGCAAAACUGUAUAUGAAAGAAAAAAAAAACUGUUUCAUUUAUUAUCCCCUCAUAAUAGUAUAGUCUAAUGGAGGUAACUUGUUCUGACGUAUAUAGGCCAUUUGUACCCGGCGAGGGGAUGCUAUGCUUUGCAUUGACUUGUGUUGAUGUUAGCCUUGAUAUGAUAUUUUGAAGUUCAGAAGUGAAAUAAAAAUGAAAAUAAAGAUUA
Molecule: messenger RNA, 5021 nt
Organism: Strongylocentrotus purpuratus (purple sea urchin)
Lineage: Eukaryota; Metazoa; Echinodermata; Echinoidea; Camarodonta; Strongylocentrotidae
Gene: tex264
Product: testis-expressed protein 264
Exons: 3
Coding region: 157-936 (259 amino acids)
Biological process (GO): reticulophagy; protein-DNA covalent cross-linking repair
Cellular component (GO): autophagosome membrane; endoplasmic reticulum membrane; nucleus
Source: RefSeq, a predicted model, not a curated record